Messenger RNA from Onychostoma macrolepis, 5775 nucleotides. Its product is annotated as synaptic vesicle glycoprotein 2C-like. The record is from RefSeq and is a predicted model, not a curated record. Gene Ontology annotation, biological process: transmembrane transport; chemical synaptic transmission. Gene Ontology annotation, cellular component: membrane. The transcript has 13 exons. NCBI's taxonomy places the organism in Eukaryota, Metazoa, Chordata, Actinopteri, Cypriniformes, Cyprinidae. Bases 517 to 2697 code for a protein of 726 amino acids. Gene Ontology annotation, molecular function: transmembrane transporter activity.
GGAGAAAGAGCAAUGCGUCACGGGUGGGUGGGGGUGUUCGUGUUCGUAUCCACGCAUACAGUCAUAGUAUAUACUCACUAUGAUCCUAACGCGCUCAUUCCGCUCCCCCGCCCCGCGUCGCGUCACAUUCAGCGGGGCUGCCCGCGAUACAACUAUUGAUUUCGUCGCUCUCCCUCCCUCCUUCUCUCCCUCUCUCCAUCACUUCUUCUCAGCUUUUCUUCAAGUGCUGCAGAGAGACGCGGCUGCUGCUGCUGCAUUGUGAGGAGAGAAAGAAAAACGCUAAAGGAAGAUCCGCGUUAACGCGUUCAGAAAUCUGGAGUCGCAUACAGUCGUUUCCUUCUCCUCUGAGUGAAUGAAGCUGUCCGUCAGAAGGAACCGCACACAUCACACACAUCUCCUGUCCAAAACCUGUCUCCAAACCACACAAACCGUUGAUCUCGUCCUCUGAAACUCACCUUUGAUUCCUGACUGCUGAAAUCAACAUCUGCAGUCACCAAACAGCUAAACUCCGCACAGAUGGAGGACCCCUACAGAGACAGGACGUCUCUGGUUAAAGGCGCUCGCGACAUUGCCAAGGAGGCGAAGCGCCACGCCGUCAAGAAGGUCAGCAAAGUGGUGGAUCGCGCUUCAGACGAAUACUCCGGCCGCAAUUACAACCGCUUCGAAAAUGACGAAGACGAGGGCGCCGACGACGAUGGUUACUAUUAUCAGGACGGCCAGGCUCAGCGAGAGGAUGACGAGGGGUCCAGCGACGCCACCGAGGGCCACGACGACGAGGACGAGAUCUACGAGGGCGAGUAUCAGGGCGUGCCUGCAGGGGGUGGAGCCACGGAUGGGCGUGGCCAGCUGCCGACGGAUGGGAUGAAGGACAAGCGAGAGCUGGAGAAGGAGAGAGAGGCGGAUGAGGAGGAGCUGGCACAGCAGUACGAGCUCAUCAUCCAGGAGUGCGGACACGGACGCUUCCAGUGGCAGCUGUUCUUGGUGCUCGGCUUGGCGCUCAUGUCUGACGGGGUGGAGGUGUUCGUGGUGGGGUUCGUGCUGCCCAGCGCUGAGACCGACAUGUGUGUUCCCAACUCUGGAGCCGGGUGGCUGGGCAGUGUGGUGUAUCUGGGAAUGAUGGUGGGCGCGUUCUUCUGGGGCGGCCUGUCAGAUAAAGUGGGCCGACGUCAGUGUCUGCUGGUCUGUAUGUCAGUCAACGGCUUCUUCGCCUUCCUGUCGUCCUUCGUUCAGGGCUACGGUACCUUCCUCUUCUGCAGGAUGCUCUCGGGCUUCGGGAUUGGCGGCACGGUUCCCAUCGUGUUCUCGUACUUUGCGGAGGUUCUGGCCCGUGAGAAGCGCGGUGAACACCUGAGCUGGCUCUGCAUGUUCUGGAUGGUGGGCGGGAUCUACGCCUCAGCCAUGGCCUGGGCCAUCAUUCCACACUACGGCUGGAGUUUCAGCAUGGGUUCAGCGUAUCAGUUCCACAGCUGGCGUGUGUUUGUGGUUGUCUGCGCGCUGCCCUGCGUCUCUGCGGUCGUGGCGCUCACAUUCAUGCCAGAAAGUCCACGCUUCUACCUGGAGGUAGGAAAGCAUGACGAGGCGUGGAUGGUUCUCAAACAGAUUCAUGACACAAAUAUGCGUGCGCGCGGAGAGCCAGAGAAAGUCUUUACUGUGAACCGUAUAAAGAUCCCCAAGCAGCUGGAUGAGCUGGUGGAGAUGCAGUCGGAGUCAGCAAACCCUGCGGCCAAAGUCUUAUUCAGGAUCAAGAGCGAACUGCGCGGAAUCUGGCUCACGUUCCUGAAGUGCUGGGAUUACCCCGUCAAGGACAACACUGUGAAGUUGGCCGUGGUUUGGUUCUCGCUGUCGUUCGGGUACUACGGUCUGUCUGUCUGGUUCCCUGACGUCAUAAAGCACCUGCAGGCAGACGACUACGCAUCCCGCGUGAAGAUCCACAACGACGAGAGAAUCGAAGAUUUCACCUUUAAUUUCACUCUGGAGAACCAGAUCCAUAAAAACGGAGUGUUUAUUAACGACAGGUUCAUUGGCAUGAAGUUUAAGUCUGUGACUUUCAUCGACUCCACCUUUCAGAGCUGUUACUUUGAGGACAUCAGCUCCAUCGGUUCUUUCUUCAAGAACUGCACCAUCAUAGAAGCGUUCUUCUAUAAUACAGAUAUCGAUGACUCGAAAUUCAUCGGUUCCUCUGUGAUCAACUCCACGUUUGCGCACAACAAGACCGGCUGUCAGAUGACGUUUGAUGACGACUACAGCGCGUACUGGGUGUAUUUCAUCAACUUCCUUGGAACACUAGCCGUGUUGCCAGGCAACAUAGUCUCCGCCCUCCUCAUGGAUAAAGUGGGCCGUCUGAGCAUGUUAGGUGGCUCGAUGGUGUUGUCCGGCAUCAGUUGUUUCUUUCUGUGGUUUGGCACCAGUGAAUCCAUGAUGAUAGCAAUGCUCUGCCUUUAUAAUGGACUCAGUAUAUCGGCCUGGAACUCACUGGACGUGGUGACGGCCGAACUGUAUCCCACCGAUAGGAGAGGGACUGGCUUUGGCUUUUGUAAUGCCAUGUGUAAGCUGGCCGCUGUCUUGGGGAAUCUAAUAUUUGGGUCAUUGGUGGGAAUCACGAAAUCCAUCCCGAUCCUGCUGGCGUCGUCUGUGCUGGUCGCCGGAGGCCUGGUGGGUCUGCGGCUCCCCGACACCCGCUCCAACGUCCUGAUGUGACCCCACCACACCUGUGACCUCUGACCCUGAGUCGCCACGGAAACACGCAGGACACGCUCAGGGUGCAGGUGGAGGCGACUAUGACAUGUUUGCUUUAUUUAUUCAUUUAAAGUGUGUUAUUUAUUCAUUUAGAGAGGUUUAUUCUCUUUUGACUUGCCCAGUUUAGAUUAAAACUAGAUUUUGAUGCCUUUACUGUAAAUCAAAUGUUAUGAUGUUAUGAAAUGUAAAAACAAAAAUGUGUUGAAAUCUGUUUUUGGACUGUGAGUUUUUGAUCUAAUCUGGGUGGGCAGAAUUAUUAUUUAAAAUUAUUUAUUUAUUUAGAAAAUUCAGCUAUUUAUUUACAUUUUUAUUAUUUUAUCUGUAUAUUUUUAGCUGAACACAAAAAAAAAAAAAAUUCAGGUGAUUUUAAUAUUUUUUUAUUAGUUCUAAAAUUAAAACACUUUAAUUUUCUUGAAAUGAUGCUUUUAAACUCAAACGAGAGUAAAAAAGGCCAUUUAGAGAUGUAGACAUUAGCGAUAACAGCUUUUAUUGUUAGCGUAGGUCCGAUUCUCCGGUGACUUCCACCGAAACAUUUCUUAAACAAGGCGAUAACGCUUAUCCAGUUUACAUUUUCUGCUUUUUCUAAUGAUUUAGCUAGCAGAAGAACACUGACACGCUUCGACUUCAUUCUUGCCUUUGUGAAUUUUGUCAUCGAUCUAGCCGAAACGGACUUCAUUUGGUGUUUGUCUCUCUCGGUUUAAGGGUUAAAGAUGUCUUGAUAACCCUAGUUCUAGCUGCUACGCGUCCAUGUGCAAACUCUUCCUCGGAAAACUGAAUGGCCUUUGCUUCCUCUCCGUGCCUCCUUCCUCUAAAACCCCUGCCGUCGGCUUCUCGUAGGUUGUAGCGAUCCAUCGUGCAGCAGAACUGAGCGCGUGUCCGAUUUCUUUUGGAAUGCUCUACUGCUCCAGUAGGUGGAAAUAUGUUGUGUUUCGCCGUUUCAUCACAUUCCACUGGAAGUUCGUACAUGCAAUUGUGCAAUAUGACAGGACGUGAUACUGUGGAAGCUUGUUUCCGCCAAUGAAAAAAGUAAAUAAAGGUAAUUACGACUUUUUAUCAGACUUUUUUUUGCUAUUGUGAGGUAUAAAAUCAGAAUUGCGAGAAAAAGUCUAAAUUGCGAGUUUAUAUCUUGCCAUUAUGAUUUUAUUUGUUGCAAUUGAGAGUUUAUAUACCACAAUUCUGACUUUAUAACUUGCAAUUUCAAGAAAUAAAUUCAAAAAGUUUUUCUCGCAAUUCUGACUUUUUCUCAUAAUUGUUAGUUUAUAUCCCGUAAUUCUGACUUAAUAAGUUGCAAUUGUGAGUUUAUAUCACAAUUAUGAGAGAAAAAGUCAGAAGUGCAAGUUUAUAUCUCACAAUUCUGACUUAAUUUCUCACAAUUGCAAGUUUAUCUCGCAAUUCUGUCUUUUUCUCGUAAUUGCGAGUUUUUGUCUCAUAAUUCUGACUUUUUUCUCGUAGGCUAAUUGCGAGUUUAUAUCACACAAUUCUGAGAAAAAAUCUGAAAUUCUGAGUUUAUAUCUCGCAAUUCUGACUUUUUCUCACAAUCGCAAUUUUAGGUCUCGCAAUUCAGAUUUUUUUUCUCGCAAUUCUGACUUUCUCACAAUUGUGAGUUUAUAUCUCACAACUGUGACUGUAUUGCAGUUCAGAUUUUUUUCUUGCAAUUCUGACUUUGUAAUUUGCAAUUGUGAGUUUAUAUCUCACAAUUCUGACUUUAUUUCUCACAAUUGCAAGUUUAUCUUGCAAUUCUGACUUUUUCCUCGUAAUUGCGAGUUUAUGUCACGCAAUUCUGAGAAAAAGUUUACAUCUCGCAAUUGAGAUUUUUUUCUCGCAAUUCUGACGUUUUUGCGGAAUUGUGAGUUUAUAUCUCGCAAUUAUGACUUUCUUUAUUGUAAUUGCAAGUUUAUAUCCCGCAAUUCUGACUUUGUAACUUGCAAUUGUGAGUUUAUAUCGUGGUUAUAUUCUGAAGCCAGAUUUGCGAGAUAAAAAGUCGCAAUUAACUUUUUUUUAUUCAGUGGUGGAAACAGGCUUCCAUAUGAUACGGCCACAUCGUAGAAAAUAAUAAAAGCCAUUCAGCCUGGUCUGAUCUUGAUGACGUACAGGCCCUGCUGCUGCUGUCUACGUGCACUGAAGUACACUAAACACCAGAAACAUAAUCCACAAGUACACUAGUCUGCUGCGUCAAUGCUGAGACAUUUCAGAUGGAGUCUACAUUCACGUACUUGCGUAUAGAUAUGUUUCUGGCCUAAUUUAAUGAUAUUUUAUUGUGUAUGUCGGGAAAGUAAAGAUAAACCUGUUUUGAACUGAUCAUGGGCGACAACAUUUGCUGUACACGUCUAAAUGUUGUAAAGUGUUGCCUGUUGAGUUGAAACAUUAUUUUUCAUUGUCAGAUGUGAAUGCAAAUGUCUUCUCAUGUGUAUGUGUAGAUAUUGUAUAUGAACAUUAUUUUCUGUCUAUAGAUGUUUAUUUUGGCUGGUUGUGUGAUUUUUGUGGUGUUAUUUGAGCUAACAAGAGGAUUCGGUGUCAUACAGGUAUUUUUUCCGCAGAUUUUUUUUACAAGUUUGAACAAAUUGAGUUCAUGGGAGGAAUAACUUCAAAGUUAGGAAAUGUUGGUUUGGUGCAUCUGUUUAUUUGAACUGUUUUGUUUUUAUAUUAAUUUCCGAACAAAUUUAAGUGACCUAUCUGAAAAAUAUAAAUGAAGCGUAAUAUCUUGUGGUUCGAUACACCCAUGCAUGUGCAUACUGAGACUUUGUGUUGCAGUGAUUUUGUCUGUUGUGCUUUCGCCAUGAGUUUAUUUCCUGAUUUGAAAGAUGAAUGUAUAAUUAUUGUGAGCGUGUGAUGUCGUUCUGAAAUGGGUUUUGAUUGGUUGUGGAUCUGGCAUGCCAACGACACGUCUGCCGUCAAAUUCAUUUUGUCAAAGUGUCUGUGACGUCACUGGCCAAAUAUCUCUGAUAUCUGAUUUUAUUUUGAAAAGAGAGAAAAAAGUGCCAUGUACAGUGUGAACGGAAACUGAGGUGGAUUCGGUUUGGAUCCAGAUGUACUGCUAUU